Molecule: messenger RNA, 787 nt
Organism: Odontomachus brunneus
Lineage: Eukaryota; Metazoa; Arthropoda; Insecta; Hymenoptera; Formicidae
Gene: mRpS23
Product: probable 28S ribosomal protein S23, mitochondrial
Exons: 6
Coding region: 240-632 (130 amino acids)
Biological process (GO): translation
Cellular component (GO): ribosome; mitochondrion
Molecular function (GO): structural constituent of ribosome
Source: RefSeq, a predicted model, not a curated record
CAAUAAACUGGUUUGUGUACUUUGUGUCAAGAUGUGUUAAGCAAUUGGAAAACACCCACUGUGUGCCGCUGACUUUAGACCCGUUAUUUUUACAAAAUUAUUUCCGAAGUCUUCGCUAUGAGCUGACACCAUACAUUAAUUGAGAUUUUAGAUACUGCUGUAAGAUAUGCUAUAGGUUAUACAAUUUUCGCGAAGGUGCACUUAAAUUGAUUUUUGUGUCACGUUGAAAGAAACACACAAUGGCACAAAGCAGAUUGGAAAAAAUCGGUACAAUAUAUAGCAGAAUUAACUCACUCUUACGUGGUGGAGCUAUAAAGCAAGAAGAUACACCAUUAUGGUUAGCAGUUUAUGAAGCUUUUCCUCCAAAAUAUGAACCUAGAUUUGAUAGACAAUUGCCAAGCAAACCUAUCAGAGCUAUUUUUUAUGAAGAAGAUCUCGUGCGAGCAAAGUUUCAUAAAGACCAGAGCUUUCUACCAAGUACUAAUUUAAAAAGCGAAGAUAUAAAAACUACAACCCAGUACUUUCUGUCUAUGUAUAAAACAAUACAAAAGGAAGGAGGAUUAUCAGCAGAUAAUGCAUAUGAGCGAGCACUGCUUCGAUACAGAUCUGAAAUAAACACAAAAACAAAGUAGAGGAAGGAACAGAAAUUAAAUUCAACAAGUCUUGUUCAACAACAGUUUAUAUUUUGUGACAAUCAAUAUGUUAAAUAACAAUGAGUUCUGGUAAAGUUAUAACGUGUGUAGUGAAUUAGGAAUGAUAAAUAAUUAUCAUGAUGAACAUAAGUGAA